Messenger RNA from Bicyclus anynana (squinting bush brown), 2325 nucleotides. It is a transcript of the gene PIG-A, whose product is annotated as phosphatidylinositol N-acetylglucosaminyltransferase subunit A. The coding region runs from base 207 to 1520 and encodes 437 amino acids. The transcript has 2 exons. The record is from RefSeq and is a predicted model, not a curated record. Gene Ontology annotation, molecular function: phosphatidylinositol N-acetylglucosaminyltransferase activity. Gene Ontology annotation, cellular component: glycosylphosphatidylinositol-N-acetylglucosaminyltransferase (GPI-GnT) complex. Gene Ontology annotation, biological process: GPI anchor biosynthetic process. NCBI's taxonomy places the organism in Eukaryota, Metazoa, Arthropoda, Insecta, Lepidoptera, Nymphalidae.
AGAGACACUAGAGACAGUGACAGAAGUAGCAGAACUUCAUGGGAUAAGGAAAUUAAGAUUUCAAUUUAGUAUUUAAUUAAUUAUUGAGUUUUCUCUAUAAAAUUAUGAAAUAUUAUUAUUCGAAAAUAUAAUAUAAGAAAUAGGCGUGAUAGCUAUGUUAUGACUCACAAUAUUAAAGUUGCAGUUCCUAUUACUGCUUAUCUACAAUGAUUAGUCAGACGGAGCCACUUAAAACUAAGAAAAGGCAUGUAAUAUGUAUGGCUUCGGACUUCUUCUAUCCUAACACUGGUGGCGUUGAAGAACACAUAUACAACCUCUCGCAAUGUCUGAUCAAACGUGGACACAAAGUCAUCGUGAUAACUCACUGCUAUGACGAUCGUGUUGGUGUACGAUACUUAACAGCAGGUCUCAAGGUCUACUACCUGCCUAUCAGGGUGUUUUAUCAUCAAUGUGCUUUGCCCACCAUGAUAUGCAACAUUGCAAUCGUUCGGUACAUCCUAAUACGUGAAUGUGUUGAGAUAGUUCAUGGUCAUUCCGCGUUUAGUGUCUUAGCACACGAGGUGUCUAUGAUCGGUAAAUUGAUGGGUCUAAAAACAGUGUUCACUGAUCACAGCUUGUUCGGUUUUGCUGAUAUGUCAGCUGUGCUAACCAACAAGUAUCUACAGCUAUGUUUAUGCGAGUGUGAUGCGUGUAUCUGUGUGUCUCACACAGGGAAGGAGAACACUGUGUUAAGAGCUAAAGUUAGAGCUCACAAAGUAUCAGUCAUACCAAAUGCUGUUGAUGCAUAUACUUUCACACCAGACCCAAGCCAAAGAGAUCCUAAUGUUGUCACAAUAGUUAUUAUAUCAAGAUUAGUAUAUAGAAAAGGUGUCGACUUAAUGGCUGCCGUAAUAGCAGAUAUGUGUCCAAGAUACUCUAAUAUUAGAUUUAUUAUAGGAGGUGAUGGGCCAAAAAUGUGGUUAUUACAAGAAGUUAGAGAACGUAAGGGCUUCCAACACUGUGUCACCUUGUUGGGUAGUUUGAAACAUUCCGAAGUUAGAAAUGUACUAGUCAAAGGUGAUAUAUUUUUAAACACUUCACUGACUGAGGCAUAUUGUAUGGCUAUAGUAGAAGCAGCAUCUUGUGGGCUAAAAGUUGUAUCAACCAAAGUUGGAGGCAUACCAGAAGUUUUGCCAGAGAGCAUGAUAUAUUUGACAGAACCCAAUGUUACCAGCAUAGUAGCUGGUAUAGAAUCUGCUAUGAAAGAUUUAAAAAAUGGCAACAUUCUCUGCCCAUACCAGUGCAAUAAAAUGGUGAGGAAAAUGUACAAUUGGAUGGACAUCACUCGGCGUACAGAAAUAGUGUACAAUCGAAUUUUAUUAAAUAAAAACAAAGUGUUGGGGCAACAGUUAAGGAGUUAUCUAAACUGUGGUGUGUGGCCAUUCCUCUUAGUUAUAAGUUUAAUGUAUUUAUUAUUACAAUUAAUUGAAAGAUUAUACAAGAGAAAGCACAUAGAUAUAGCAAGGGAUUUUAAAUUGUAGAUAAUUUAAUAGUACAAACUAGACUUUAAUAAUAUUUUUUAUCUAUUUGCUAGAUGGGUCAAUUUGUUUUAAAAGGCUGAUUAUGGGCACAAAAGCUCAGAAUUAUAGGCACUAAGCAAGGUGUAUCAGCAGAUUAUAUAAUGUGUUCUUAGCAGUAAACCCUGUGAGAUAUUUUUCUGUUAUAGAUUAUGGUUUUGCACUUAACUUAAGCUGGUUUGUUGCAUUUACUACUAUGAAUAUAAGUAAUUAGAUGUGUUACUGGGUCAUGAAAAUUAGGAGCUCAAAAGAGGAAAUUUCCACAUCUCAAUGUUAGUUGUGGUCAACAACAAGCGUUAUUUAAACAAAUAAUACCUAAAUAUUUUCUACUAUGUUGAGUUGUGUGUUCAGGAAGUGUAAAAACACACACUUCAAAAAAUUUUCUUGUAUUGUAAAAUCAGACCUUGCCAUACAUUUUUGCCAGCCAUUUUUAACUACAAAAACUAGACACAAAUUUUAAACUAAUUUACAAACAUUUAAUUUAAAAUACAUACACAUUAAUAUAAUUACUUUGUUAUCAAUAAGUGUACAAGUUUUUAAAAUAAUAGUACACUUCAGCUUCAUAUAUUUUUUUUUACAGGACAUUUUUUUUAAAUCGGGUCAUCUUAAUGAAAGAAAAUAAUUAUUGCAUUCAAAGCUACCAAAUAAACAUUAUUUAUAAAAUAUACAUUGGUAAUUUAAUCCGCAAUGUAUAACAAAAAUCAGAUCUUUAAAAUUUUAAUAACAACCGCUACAGCAUUGAAAAAAUUGAUUCAAGAAAGAAAAAUUA